CAGCUCAACUCGACCCAUGCUAAUAAUGUCUCUGAAAAGAAUGCUGGUCAUCUUCCUUCUCAAUGGCUGCCUCUGGUCAAUGUCAUUAUCCCGAUCUUCGGAGUCCUCCGGAUCACGCUCAUCUGAAUCAGGUUCAAGCUCUAUCAGCGGCCGUCCACAGAAAGCGAAAUUUCAGAAAGGCAAAGGAAAAUGCAUGGCUGGAGAUCCCUGUCCGACAGGGUACGAGUGUCGAACGGAACAGAUCACAGUGACCUCAAGCUCGCCUGAAUGUCACGAGCCAGAUAUUCGGUCAGAGGUCUUUGCCAGAACUGAGGAACGGAGGAACACUCCAAUCACUGCUCUAAACGCUAGCGACUUCUACACGAACGACAGUGUGUUUUUGUUCCGGACACUUCCAUUCAUUAGGUUCACUGAUUUGUCCAUAGGAACUACUGUGGUCUUCUUCGAAAGACUCUUUCUUGUUGAAAACAGCGAGUUUCGCAAUACCUGGACUUUGGAAGAUCUUGUCUACUUCAAUGACGAUCUUGUCUUAUCUCUACACAGUAUACAGCCAAACUCCCCAAAUUCGGUGCUCCAGACUGCGUUGGAGUUGAAUCUGUGGAGGAGGGAAGAAGGUGUUCUGAAGAUCGCGGUCCAAACCUUAAAUUUUGACUUCAAUCUGUCUAACUCCGGUGUAGUUUCAGUGAAUUUUUAAAAGUUUCAAAGGCAACAGCUUUAAUGAGCGUUUUCUUCCAAUAAAAGGCAUUGAAUCUUGACGUCCACAA
Liolophura sinensis is the source of this 764-nucleotide messenger RNA. RefSeq lists its product as uncharacterized. The record is from RefSeq and is a predicted model, not a curated record. Bases 17 to 694 code for a protein of 225 amino acids. The transcript is spliced from 6 exons. NCBI's taxonomy places the organism in Eukaryota, Metazoa, Mollusca, Polyplacophora, Chitonida, Chitonidae.